Rubroshorea leprosula is the source of this 1722-nucleotide messenger RNA. The record is from the annotation of a GenBank genome assembly. NCBI's taxonomy places the organism in Eukaryota, Viridiplantae, Streptophyta, Magnoliopsida, Malvales, Dipterocarpaceae.
UGACAAGUUUCUUCGCUUGUCUUUGCAGCUCUUAUCAAGAUACUCAAAUUGGUUGUCAUCUGGAUUGGCUGAUUGGAAGAAGGGUAGUGUGAGCUCUAAUCCUGGAUGUAUUAUGUCCCUAUAAAGUGUUUUCUUGUUCCCCAGAUUAUUCAUGACAUUAAUUGGCUAGCCAAGAGAAUUUGUGGUGACUACCUAGAAGGCAUACUGCAGCUUUUAUCUACUUGCUCCACUGAAGUCCUUGAUCUAGUAAAGAAGAGCAUUUUACAUGGUGGAAAAUCGCUGAGUGAUUUGUUACCCUCAGUUAUCAACACAAUUAUAGAAGCACUCGUUGACAAGUCUGUUGAGGACUUGAGACAGCUAAAGGGAAUAACUGCAACUUACAGAAUGACAAAUAAGCCUCUUCCUGUCAGGCAUUCACCUUAUGUGGCAGGAAUAUUGAGACCAUUGAAGAUUGCAGGCUGUUCUAGAUGGAGAACGAGCAACAACAUUUUUGACAGAAGAUGCUAAGAAUAAUUUACUGCUGGGAGCUACAGCAGAAAUUACUGGGCGUUACCAUGAGCUGUCUGCUGACCUUGUCAGCGUGUUAAUAUCGCGGAGUGAAAUCUCUGAUAUUUGAGCCUUCCAUUUAUCCAAAGAAUUUUGACUUAAAAAGUUUUGAUUUCCAUGUCCAGGCUAGAAAAACAGAGUCCUCACUCCAGAGAAUACGACAAGGUGGACAAAGACGUGAUGGGGCAAGCUCAGAUGUGUCAGAUCAUAAUGUAUCUGACACUGACAAGAUUUGCAUGCAAUUAUUCUUCGAUAUUCAGGAAUAUGGGAGGAACCUUGCUGCUGUGGGAGUUAAAGCCGCUGAUAUUCCUGCAUAUAGAUCCUUGUGGCAAUGUGUUGCUCUCCAGACAGGCAAACUCUUACAAACUUUUUAAAAAACAAUUAGCUGCAGCAGCUGUAGGCAGUAGGCUGUAGCAUUAUAAUAUGGUUGAUCUUGCCUGGAAAUACGAUUUCUUCCUUUUAUUAAUCGCAAUGAUAUAGCAAUUGUUGAGCUUUUGUUGUUACUUUUAUCAUUUGCCUUGCAGUGGCAGAGACAAAAAUUUUGUAUAAUAAACUUAGGUCAAGUUCUUUGUCUAGAUUCGAGAUUUGUCACCUAAAUGAAAUUGUACAAUUUGUACCACAACAGAUUCUAUAAUCUGUAUCAAAGAUUAUGAGAACUAAAAACCAUACCAAAGUCCAAUGACAACACAUCAUUUUCCCACUUCGUCUGUCAUUGUUCUGUGUUUCUCAAAUUAUCUUGAACAACUAGACUUCAAUUUAAACUGAAUGAUAUCAGAUGUGCAGAUAAGAACUCGCACCGUACUGUUUCCUCCAGAAUGAUCUCUUUUUAACUUCUUUGCACCAGUAUUUUUGCAAACCGAUAUUGCAAUACUAUGUUAUGUUCGGUAUAAAGAAAGCUGUGACUGGAGACACAGAUCACAUGAGAUAGUCCAGAGUUUCUUUGCAAGUUCGGAAUUGUUUGAAACUACAGAAGAGUCAAUAGUCCGACCCUUUCCACCAAAAAAAUAUACCCCCGAUGUUUCCUGAAACAAGCAAAAACCACUCAUCAGCUCUGAAAUUACUGGUCACUGUAUUCAACAGAGACUGCCUCAGCCGGAGGUAAAAUGUUAUCGGUACUUGUUAAUUUUCAGAACCAGUCGCCAGUUAAGAAUAUGGUAAGAAAGAGUGAAAAUCUGC